AUGGUGAGUGAACCCCCAACCCUAGGAGAGCCCCCCCCCCACCCCCCGCCGCUGGCCACAGGCAAGGGGUGCUGUGGUUGGAGACUGGAGGGCAUAUUCCAAGAGGGGAGCCAUCAGGAUCUCCGAGCUCAAGCAAAGUUCCAGGCCUCUCAGCCUGAGACCAGCUAACUCCCAAACCCCUUGAAGCCUGAGUUCCACAAACCCCUAAAGAAGCUUCACAGUGAGCUGUUACACCCCAAAAAAAGCCCCCAAGAGCCUGAGUUCAAUCCUGAGGAGGCCUCUGCCCGCUGCUGCCAUCCACUCCAGGAGCAACAGAUCGCAAAGACACUCCAUCAGUGGGUAUGGUGUGGCCAGGAGUGCGGGGCCCGGGCGGUGGCAGAAGGGGCAGAGCUGCGCAUCAAGGACUUGGUGGUGUGUGCCAGGGGGGUAGGGGCCCCGGAGUGCCUCCGGGAGGAGUGGGAGCAGCGGGAGGGAGUGUCCUGGCAAGCUGGGAAUGACUGUAUUGCCCGCUACGAGGAAGGCUGUCAUGAGGCGUUCUCCCCGCUCCCAGAUGGGGUGCCAUCUACCCAGCAACCCCCCAGGCCGCCACAAGACCCAGAGCUCAGGAAGGAGAAGGCCCCCCAGCCACAGCAGUUGCCACCUGCAGACCUUAAGUCUCUGAAGCAGAUCCGGAAGGCAGAGAAAGCCGAGAGGGAGUUCCGGAAGAAGUUCAAGUUUGAGGGGGAGAUAGUGAUUCAGACAAGGAUGAUGAUCGAUCCCAACGCCAAGACGCGUCGCGGGGGUGGCAAGUACCUGGGGAUCCGGCGUGGGGAGAUCCUAGAGGUGAUCGAGUUCACCAACAAGGACGAGAUGCUGUGCCGGGACACCAAGGGCAAAUAUGGCUACGUGCCCAGAACCGCUCUACUGCCCCUGGAAACGGAGGUGUAUGACGAUGUUGGCUUCUAGGGUAUGUAGAUGCUCUAGGUGGGCUGGAAGGGAUCACGGUGCCUGGAAGGAGGUAACCCCUCCCACACCCCGUUUCCCCAAGGGGCUGCUAUCUACUUGGGGGGCGGGUGGGCAACGGAAGUCACCCUCCCUUCCUUGGCAGACCCUCUGGAGAGCCAUCCAUUCCCCAGGGGACAGUAAGGCCCACAGGUGUGGGUACCCAGGACAACCUGCCCGCCCAGCCACCUGCUAAACCAGGAGCCUUGGAUCCCAGCUUGGCAGUCACAGAACCAUCCAGGCUGGUGCCUGACUGCAUACAUGAACCACAUAAAGCUCCUAUUU
Molecule: messenger RNA, 1266 nt
Organism: Puma concolor (puma)
Lineage: Eukaryota; Metazoa; Chordata; Mammalia; Carnivora; Felidae
Source: RefSeq, a predicted model, not a curated record